Messenger RNA from Ipomoea triloba (trilobed morning glory), 4018 nucleotides. Its product is annotated as telomerase reverse transcriptase. NCBI's taxonomy places the organism in Eukaryota, Viridiplantae, Streptophyta, Magnoliopsida, Solanales, Convolvulaceae. Gene Ontology annotation, biological process: telomere maintenance via telomerase. The transcript is spliced from 13 exons. The record is from RefSeq and is a predicted model, not a curated record. Gene Ontology annotation, molecular function: telomeric repeat DNA binding; telomerase RNA binding. Gene Ontology annotation, cellular component: telomerase catalytic core complex. The coding region runs from base 122 to 3772 and encodes 1216 amino acids.
AUGGGAGGGAAAACUGAAACGACUCGACAGUUUCCAAAAUUUUGCCCUCUUCUCCUUGCCUGCAUAGCUGAUAGAGAUAUUGAUAGCUCAGCUUGCUCGCCAAUCGCCAACACCCAACAGCAUGGCGAAUAAGAAAAGAAGAGUUCCGGAUGUUCUUUGGAGGGUAUUCCGGAACCGAGCACGUACACUUUCCGACACGAUCAAGUCCCUCCUUCCUCCUCCGCCUCCUUCGGCGGCGCAUUGUCUUUGCAAUGGCCGGCGCUGCCUUGGUUGCAGUGGCGCUAACGCAAUGGAGUUUCUUCUUAGACCUACCGAUACCUCCGAUUACCGGAAGCUCCUCAAGCAUUGCUUUGUCGUCAUCGAUGAAAAUGCGCCUUCGUUCUCCGUCUUCGAUCCUCACCACCGGUGGUCCCAGAUUCAGAUUGUUAGAAGAACUAUUGAAUCAAUGAGGUCUGAGAAAUCCACUUCAUCUAACAUAUUGUGCUGUGGCAAUGAUAAGAUGAGCUUCUCAAGUGUUAUGUAUGUGGAAGAGCUUUUGACAUCCUCAGCAUGGUGCCUUUUAUUAAGAAGGAUUGGGGAUGCCCUUAUGGUUUACUUACUAAGGAAUGCUUCGAUAUUUUUGCCCCUUUCUCAAAAGAAACUCCAUCAAGUUGCAGGUUUUCCUAUCACUGAUUUGUGCUUUUCAUCCUCCAUUCAUACCACCUUCGGCAGUGGAAAGAGAAAAAGAUUCCAUGACAUGCAGUCAAUGCCAGUGAAGCAGCAAUGCCCUAGGCAAAGGUGUAUUGAAGAGGAGUCAUCUAAAGGGACUUUGACAUCCAGUGGAGAUAAUUGCACUAACAAAGGAGUGCAUUUGCUUUCUGUUAGCCAAGGUUCCUUAAACCAAGAUGUUUCAUUGAACAGGAAACGGAGAAGACUUCAUAGUUGGCAACGCCAGAGAAAACGUCAGCAGUUGCCAUUUCAAGAAACCAAUUCCUUGACCACUUGCAGAAAUUCAAUGGAGAAAGGAGACUUACCUGUUACGCUUCAACAUGAAAUAAAUGUCGGUAUAACAGGGUGGUGCUCUUGUUGCCUAGCAUUUUCUGCUCCAUUGAAUGUCACAGAGGAUGCAAUAAUCAAUACGAGAACCAUGUUCUACAAAUUGGAGAGCUGUUCAUCUGUCUUUCCCAGAAAACACAUACUGAAUUCCUUGAAGCCCAACUCUUCUGGUGCAAAUGAUCUCUUCAAGGAAAUUUUCGGAUCUUAUAGUAAGAUCAAUGGUCAAAUUUCGCCUUGCCUACAUAGCACUAACUGCUGUUUCAUCAGAUCAACAUGCUUAUAUCACUCACUUACUCGGCUGUUGAAAGCUCUCAUACGUAAGGCUCAGCACUGUCAACACUUAAGGUUAUUGGAGAAGCACUGUCCUGUUCCAUCAUUUGAUGAAGAUGGCAAAAGAGUUUCCUGCUCUGAUUAUCAGGUGAAUUUAUGUGCAAAAGGUUGUACUGCGUAUGCGCUUGGUGAUGAAUUUCCAGAACAUUGUUUUAGUUCGAAAGGUUCUGAAAGCCCUGAAGCCCAGCAUUCUCAAUUAAGACCAAGUAAAUGUUAUUCUCUGAAGAAACAGGUUGUAUCAUUUGUUUGGGCAGUUUGCCGGAGUAUUGUGCCUCUAGAUUUAUUAGGAACUCCUUCCAAUUGGCGAAUACUGAGGAAGAAUAUUUCCAAGUUCAUUCAGAUGCGCAGAUUUGAGAAGUUCUCUCUUAAUCAGUGUAUGCAUAAAGUAAAAAUAUCUAGGUUCCCCCUUUUAUCAAAUAAAUAUAACUCAAAUUCUCAUGGAUUAAGAUCUACAAAUGGUUGCUUCACAGAUAUGUAUAAAGAAUGUGGUGGACCUGGUGCCUUAGAUAUUGUGAAACAUAAAGUUCUAGAGUGUUGGAUGUUUUGGUUCUUUUCAUGUCUUGUAGUGCCACUAGUGCAAGCCCACUUUUAUGUAACUGAAACUGAGCAUGAGAAUCAAGAGAUCCUUUAUUAUCGGAAGUCCAUUUGGAAGCAGGUGAAGGUUGAAGCUAUGACUUGCUUAAAAGAUCAGCAGUUCCUAGAAUUAAACGUCGCCUCUGCCCAGAAAAUUUUGAAGAGCAGAUCGUUUGGUUUCUCGAAGGUUAGAUUUCUUCCAAAAAAAGAUGGGUUAAGGAUAUUGGAAAAUCUUAAAGCAUCAUCAAGAAUGCCUGUGAAGUUGUCUUCUCAAUCUUGUGAGCAGAGGAAGGUUUCUCUCCUGAGAAAUAUCAAAUAUGACUAUUUUAGGUCGGUAAAUUGUGCUCUUCGUGGUUUGCAUGCAGUGUUAAAAGGAAUACAAACAAAAGAACCUGCGAAACUGGGUUCAUCGGUAUUUAAUUAUAAUGAUGUCUACAAUAAACUUGUUCCUUUCUUGUUGAUUCUGAAGAAUGGUUCUGCCACAGCACCUGAUGUAUUCAUCGUUGUAUCAGAUGUAGCUAAAGCUUUUGACUCAAUAAACCAGGAUAAAUUGCUCACUGUGAUGGAGGAUUUUAUAUCAGAUAAUGAAUAUAUUUUAGCAAAAACCAUUGAAGUUGUGUGCACAAAGAAAUCUUUGUGGAUCAAUCAGCACCUUGCUCUUUCACAUGAAAGUAGCACAUCUUCUCUUGCUGCUCGUCCAUUUCAUGGCAUUCUUGUGAAACAGGAAAAAGGCAGAAAAGUAAUGAAAGAUGAGCUUACUUUUUACUUAAAGGAGCACAUAAAACAUAAUGUGCUACACAUGGAUAACAAAUUCUACUUGCAAGGCCUUGGCAUACCCCAAGGAAGUGUUUUGUCUUCUCUGCUAUGCUCACUAUACUAUGGAUACCUUGAAAAGAACUUGAUUAUUCCUUUUCUUAAGAAAGCUUGUAAGCCUACCAGUAGGUAUCAAUCUGGAAUAGAAACUUUUCAGGAUGCUGCAGCUGCAGAAUGUGGUAAUGGAGAUAAAUUUGUAGUAGAUACCCCUAAAUAUCUUCUGCUUAGGUUCAUAGAUGACUUCCUUUUCAUAUCAACCUCAAAGUUCCAAGCUUCUAGUUUCCUCACCCGACUGCAAAGAGGAUUUCGCGAAUUCAACUGCUACAUGAAUGAAGAAAAAUUUGGACUAAACUUUGACAUCAAUCAUCUAUCAGGUUUGCAAUCUAGUAAACUGUAUGUUGGAGAUGAUGGAAUCUCAUUUCUUAGAUGGAGUGGAUUAUUUGUUAACUGUCGCACUUUGGAAAUUCAGGCAGAUUAUACGAGGUAUUUGAAUAUCCAUUUGAGUUCCACCCUAACUAUCAGCUGGCAAGGUAAACCAGUUCGAGAGUUGAAAUCUAAGUUGUGUUGCUAUCUGCGCCCCAAGUGUCAUCGCAUAUUCUAUGAUUCAAACAUAAACUCAGCAGCUGUGGUGAGACUCAACAUUUACCAGUCUUUCUUGCUUUGUGCCAUGAAGUUCCAUUGCUACAUCUCUGGUCUGGCUAGCAUUGUAAGACUAAGCACUAACUCGUAUAUUGAUGUCCUGGAGACUUCUUUGAGGUACAUGAAGAAGCUGAUAAAGAAAAGGAUGGAGCUUAAUUCUGGUAUUCAGCCUGUACUGGAGGUGGAGAAGUGGGAAAUUGAGUGGCUUGGAUUGAUUGCUUAUAUCAGAGUAUUGAACAAGAAACAAUCGCGAUAUAGGGCAUUACUGCCUUUACUAAGAUCUAAGUUGAUUGCAGUUAGAAACUCAGAAUGUGUGUCUUCUGCUCUCAAGUAUGCCACUGAUGAUGUGCACUCAUCUGUGCUUUGGAAGAUUAGGUACUGAUUUAAAGUUUCUCUGCCCUCUCCUUCACUGCUUUUGUAGUGUCAAGUCAUAAUUCUUCAAAGACUAGUUUUAUUUGUUGCCAGAUGAUGUCAAAGGCAAGUAUUCAUUCUCAGUUGAACAUGUUCAUUGCCAAGUUCUUUUGGGAUGUUUUAUUGUUUGUGACUUUGUGACAUUAUAUUUUAUCAUUGUACUCUCUGCUCUCACCUUGUACUGUGAUAUUAAUGUGCCAGGGAAUGAUCUUAAACU